UUUGCCUCCAACAGUCGUCUGCUCUGAACGACUCACACCAACCCGGAACUUUUUAACUCAACUAAUCACUCCUGAAAACUUACUGCAAGGAGUUUCUGACUGUUUCUCCGAGCAGAUCAAAUGUUACUUUAAGGAAAGACGCUUCUAUAGUUAGAGUUAGUGUCUUCUGAGGAGGAGAAACAGACAGUUGUAAAUGUUUCUGGCUCGGACUGCAGUGGUUGCUGUGGGACACUAACGGUAGCCCUCAUCUUGUCUUCUCAAACCAGCUAUAGAGUGGUGGAGUCAAGAGGUGCCAACAUGCCUCAACAGAAGGACAUAGUGAAGAUAGCCAUCCAGAUGCCUGGGGCCUACCCCCAGCUCAUACAACUGGACCAGAAAAAGCCUCUGUCGGCUGUCAUAAAGGAAGUGUGUGAUGGCUGGAAUCUUCCAGGUCCUGACAACUACGCUCUGCAGUAUGCUGAUGGAGUGCAGACGUACAUCACUGAAUCGAAUCGUCUGGACAUUAAGAACGGCUGCAUUCUGCGUCUGACCAAGGCACCGGGCCGCUGUGCAGAAGACUUGUACAAGGGCAUCCAGAGCUCGGACUCGGGCGUGCGCUGCGAUUCGCUGAAGGAACUGGCGAGCGUUUCCACGGACGUGACCUUCGCUCAGGAGUUCAUCAGUCGAGACGGACAUCUCCUAUUGGUCAAGAUAGUAGAGGACGCUAAUGAGAGUAACGUGAUCAUGACCCACACACUGACAGGCUUCAUGGAACUGAUGGAUCAUGGGAUAGUUUCAUGGGAGAACCUGUCGUCUGUCUUCAUCAAGAAGAUCGCCGGCUUUGUCAACGCCAAGCCGACCGACGCGUCAAUACAGCAGGUGUCCUUGGACAUCCUGGAGAGCAUGGUGCUGAGCAGCCACAGCCUCUUCCUGCAGGUCAAACAGGAAGUCACGAUGGAGAGGCUCAUCGCUCACCUCCAGGUGACAAACCAGCAGAUACAGACCAAAGCCAUGGCCCUGCUUAUGGCACUACUACAAACAGCCGGGGACAUGGACAGACAGGAAAUGUUUGCGUUCCUGAAUAAGAAGAAUCUCCGUCAGUACAUUUAUAAAAACAUCAUCCAUAGUUCUGGUCAAGUCCAGGACGAGAUGGCCCACUACCUCUACGUCCUACAGUCCGUUACCAUGAAUCACCUGGAGCCUCGCAUGAGGACGCCUCUGGACAGCUACAACCAGGACCAGAGAGAAAUCCUCCACAGUUUGCGGCAGUCUGCGUUUGAGACAGAAAGCGAGAACAGUCUGAGCAACGAGAGGCGACGCUCGCUCUGCGCCAAAGAGUUCAAGAAGUUAGGCUUCUCUAACAAUAGUAACCCUGGUCAGGACUUGGUGCGAACGCCUCCUGGUCUCCUAGCUUUGGACACCAUGUAUUAUUUUGCCGCACGCUAUCCUGAUGCCUACAGCAGGUUUGUCCUGGAGAACAGCAGCAGGGAAGACAAACACGAGUGUCCAUUUGCCAGGAGCAGCAUCCAGCUCACACUCAUCCUGUGUGAAAUCCUUCGUAUCGGAGAGCCCCCCUCAGAGACGAGAUCUGACUACCACCCCAUCUUCUUCAGUCAGGAUCGGCUGGUGGAGGAGCUUUUCUGUGUCUGCAUUCAGCUGCUCAACAAGACCUGGAAGGAGAUGAGAGCCACACAGGAGGACUUUGACAAGGUGAUGCAGGUGGUGAGGGAGCAGAUCACCAGGACGUUGUCCAGUAAGCCGACCUCCCUGGAGCUCUUCAAGAACAAAGUCAACGCCCUCAACUACAGCGAGAUCCUCAAGCUGCGGCAGACAGAACGGCUGCACCAAGAGGAGACUCUUGCUCCACCCGUACUUGAGCUCAAAGAGCGCCUGAAGCCAGAGCUGCUCGAGUUGAUCCGCCAGCAGAGACUCAACAGGCUGUGUCAAGGAACACAGUUCAGGAAGAUUAGCAGCCGACGCAGACAGGAUAAACUGUGGUACUGCCGCUUGUCACCCAAUCACAAAAUGCUUCACUACGGUGAUGUGGAGGAAGACACGGACCCCACGAUUGAAAACCUGCAAGAGAAGAUUCCAGUUGCAGAUAUCAAAGGCUUGUUGACGGGUAAAGACUGUCCUCACAUGAAGGAGAACAAGGGCAAACAGAACAAGGAGGUUCUGGACCUGGCAUUUAGCAUCGCAUACGAUGUAGAAGAGUACAGCCUGAACUUCAUCGCCCCCUCCAGAACUGAUUUCUGCCUGUGGACAGAUGGACUGAGUGUUCUCCUUGGCCGCGAGAUGAGCAGUGAAUCCAUGCGCAGCGAGCUGGAGAUCCUGCUCUCUAUGGAGAUUAAGCUCCGCCUCCUGGACCUGGAGAACGUCUCCAUCCCUGACAGCGCGCCGGUCGUCCCCAAACCGCCGAGCAACUAUAACUUCUGCUACGACUUCAGCCAGACUGAGCAGUAGAGUGUGUGUGUGUGCAUUCGCUGUAGUGCAACCAGGACGUGUGAACGUGUAAAUAUAUAUAUAUAUAUAUGUGUGUGUGUGUGUGUGCGUCUGAAAAAAGAGGCGUGUGUGUGAUGAGAUCUGACCUGUGCAUCCAUGCACUUAUUCCUAUUACACAGAUUUAUAACAUUAGGUGUUGAUGAUGUUCUGGACAUCCAAGUGAAACAAUGAACAGGAGAAAACCUGUGGAAACUACAAUAGUGGUUGUGGGUGUGAACUGCUGCCAAAUGGCUAUUGAACGAUACUAAUGCUGCAGAUGAUCUGGGAGAGAAAUAUCUUCAGUUCCGUCUCUCUGUUCAUGAUUCCUCCUCAGCUGUCUGGAGACUUCAACACCAACUCCAAAAACAACUUGGCUAAAUGAAAUUCCUCUUAUACAAUACAGCCACUCAAGUAAUGGUACUUUCGUUUUUGUUUCGUAAUCAUCAUUUUAUAUUUCUAAAUAUAUGUAAAACUAUGUACGAUACAUGGAAUAUUCCUGUGUGCGAGGUUGUGCUCAUUUGUUAAAUUUUCUUUUCUGUUGCUUUUUUUUCAAAAUGGGCAUUAACUAGAACACAGUGCUUACUCAAGAUGUGGUACAAAGACAAAUGCAGUAUGUUUCUAGUGUUGGACACUAUUUUGCUUAAAUAUACCUAAUGUUGGUACUGGCCUUGGUACGGAUCCCAGCGGCUCGAUAUGAUUACUGUGGAGCAGAGAUGCUGACACAAUUUUUAUUUUUUUAUAGGUACCAAGCUGACUUUUUCUGUUUGUUUUUAACAAUAGGCAACUGUACCUUUGCAAUAAUCAACAGUUUUAUAAUGAGAAAAACUUGUGACUUGUGUUGAGUUUUAUAUCCAGCUAGCAAUCAUCCCUGUAUAUCUGUAUGAUACAGUAUGCAAUCAGUUUUUCUCAACUGUCUUGGAUCAGAUCCUGAAACUGAUCAAUUUUAUACAAGGUGCUAUUAUAAUAUGAUGGAGGUCACAUGCUACACUCCGACUCACCUAGCACUCAACGCUGACACUCGAAGCAGCUACUCAAUAACUGACAGAGGUCUACAGUAUAUUACGCUGUGUGUUUGACUGUUUUUUUUUGGCACAGGGUUAUUUGAUUUAAGCACAGUCUCGACUGUUCUCUGCAGUGCAUUCCUGAUACACAUGAUAUCCACUUUGAAUCACAUGCUUUGGGUGACUUCACAUGAAUAAACAGAUUGAUUUACACUGAGAAAAAACAGGCAUGUGUGAUGUUUUGCGGUUUAUUUAUAAAAAUCAGCAUCUUUCAUCAUUGAUUUUUCAUCUUUACAGUCUAUAAUUCUCCCUCUGGCGUAGUGCAGCAGACAUACGGCAGUAUAAAGGGAUAUGGUUUCUAAUUAGGCUACAGUGGUUAGUGGAGACAACAAACGGAGAGAGUACACACACAACAGUUUGCUUUUAUGCUUCUAGUAUCCAGUAAUAACAGCAAAUGUCCACAGAUUUUCAUUGAGAAAUGUUGUGACCUGAUUUGUCUGCUGUUUGUGGGAUAUUUCAAUAAAUUCCUUCAAAUC
This is a messenger RNA of Sebastes umbrosus (honeycomb rockfish), 3997 nucleotides long. RefSeq names its product engulfment and cell motility 3 (gene elmo3). Gene Ontology annotation, biological process: cell motility; actin filament organization. The record is from RefSeq and is a predicted model, not a curated record. NCBI's taxonomy places the organism in Eukaryota, Metazoa, Chordata, Actinopteri, Perciformes, Sebastidae. The transcript is spliced from 21 exons. Bases 298 to 2442 code for a protein of 714 amino acids.